AAUUAUCCUAAAAUUAAAUUCCCCCACCAUUCAUUAUCAUUUAUCCUCUCAAUUUACCCAAGUCUUGCAAACACGACCUUUUUCCCUUUCUUGGACCCUUUCAUCGUUUUUCCUGAUUUUUCUGUUGGAACCUGUUGCUGCCACUGAUAAGAAGUUGAUGGCCUCGUUUUCUGCGCCAGCGCUACUCGCUUCUCCAUGAGCCCCAUUCCUCUCGAUAUCUCUAUGAUGUCUUAGAAGCACACUGUGGUGCUAGUAUUCUGUACGCGUGUUUUUGCAUUGAACAGAUUGUCACCCACAUGCAGUUUUUUGUUCGUCUCUACGCCUUCGUGGUUAUGUGCUCUGUCCUUGGAUUCCAUAAGGGUUUUCUGAAGUUCGUUGUGGGGUGUUUCGUUUUGAUGGAUUGUGUCGCAUGUUUGAAGCAUUUUACCCGGGAUUAUGAACUGGGAUGUGGGUUUUUCCUGUUUGGGAGAUUCAAGCAGGUUUAUGAAUAUUUGGGUCUGUUUUUGUUGUUUGGAUUUGGGUUCAAGUUUUUGUACUGCGACAGGUUUUGCAGGGGUUUGGUUCGGUUUUUGUGCGAUUUGAGAGGGAAAUCGGGGGAGUGGAAAAUAGGGUUUCGUUUAAAAUAUGUUCUUGCUGGAAAAUCUGGGCUGUUCAAGCUCUUGAAGGAGGAUUCAUUCGUGCCCUUGAUUGAUAAAAUGGAGGAAAGGGAAGAAAUAUCAGAGCUUUACACUGACUCUGACGGAAAAAUUGAUACUGAUUCUGAUGAACAAUGUGUAUAUGAUAGUGAUGUUAAUGAGGAUGAUGAAGAAGAGCAUACAGAUGAAGAUGGUGAAUCAGACGUUUCAACACUGAGGAAAUUGAUAAAGAUUGAGCGGCAGAGGGCUAAUGCGGCUCAGGCUGAACUAGCGAAAGAAAGGGCGGCUUCUGCAACUGCGGCCGAGGAGGCAAUGGCGAUGAUUCUACGGCUUCAGAACGAAAAAAGCUUGAUCGAAAUGGAAUUGAGUCAGUACAGAAGAUUGGCUGAGGAGAAACAAAUCCAUGAUCAAGAAGUGAUUCGAUCGUUGCAAUGGCUUGUUUGGAGGCACGAAUCCGAGAGGAGCUCAUUGGAAGAACAGCUGAAACUGUGCAAGCAAAGGUUGGAACGCUUAUCUAAAGAUGAAUGUGAAGAAGUUAAGGAUGAAGCUCAGAGUUCCUUCAAUGGAAGCAUUUGGGACACUCUUGAGAAUGUGCUUUAUAGCUCCCGUGAUGCUAACUUGUCGAAUGAGUAAGUUCUUGUACAGGCACUCUGUUUCAUGGAAAUUUUGCAUCCUUGUAUUGGAGGAAUCUGAAUUGAAUAUACUAAGAUGUUUUGUGGUAAUAGAGAAAGAACAUCAUCAUCAUAUACCUACUGGUCCCCUCUCAAUCUUGUCUUAAUGAUGAUUAUCAAUGCUUAGUGCGCUGGUGGUCCUCCCUAAUCCCAGUUUUUCUUUUCUUUCUAUGGUGUAAAGUUCAAUGGCUGGCUAACCUAAGAAAUUAUAAUGCUUUUCAAAUUCUUGGACUUCUUGUUGUAGAAUGUCUUUCAUCUCUCUGAAAACUGGAUUCAAAUUUUCGAGGUGAAAACGUUGGUUUGUCACCGGUGCAGUAUUUUAAAUUAAUACGGUCCGAGUAUUACUUGCUAUACGGAAAACAGAUCUGCGACUCGAGUUAUCUCAGGUAUUUUGUAAUAUUAAUAAGUUAAAACAUAGAAGAGCGAGCUUAUGGUUUCUUCAUUCGGUGAAUUGAUAAGUCAUAAUACUUCAGAACAGUCAUACAAUCAUUCAGGCCAAGUUGUAAGCAUUGUUCUAGGUUGUUGCUCAUGUGGGAUGCCUCUGAUGAUCUCCUGGUAAGGCCGUUGCAAUAAAAAAAAAACGUUUGAUUUUCGACGUCCCUGCUAAUACGUGUUUGUUGACGGGGGAGGGGGUCUUUUCUGCUUGUGGUAUUCCAAUAAUACUUGCACACAUUUUCAUUUGUUUUUGCCUUCAUAAAGUAGUCCUGUUGUGUCAUCUGCUGCCGGUGUAGGAUAAUGUUUCGGUUCAUACAGCAAGUUUCAUGUCGUCGUUUCUGCUCAGAUAGGAUUUGUGUAUCUCCUGCGGAACUUUCGUGCUCACGCAGCCUUGAUUCCAGCAAGCUACCUGCAAUCUGUUAAGCUGGUAACCUGCUGUUUCUUGAAGUCAGGAGCAAUGUGAAAUAUGUUUGAGCUUUGAGCUGCAAUUGCGUUUGAGAAACUAUACAUAGUUAAUAGUGUGUUUAUGAUGAUUAUUGCAUAAGCAGUGGCUUCGAUGCAAAUUGUCUGAAACUAGAAUACAUUAUAAAUUAAAUUGUAACA
This is a messenger RNA of Sesamum indicum (sesame), 2344 nucleotides long. The record is from RefSeq and is a predicted model, not a curated record. NCBI's taxonomy places the organism in Eukaryota, Viridiplantae, Streptophyta, Magnoliopsida, Lamiales, Pedaliaceae.